Molecule: messenger RNA, 2451 nt
Organism: Scedosporium apiospermum
Lineage: Eukaryota; Fungi; Ascomycota; Sordariomycetes; Microascales; Microascaceae
Exons: 5
Coding region: 1-2451 (816 amino acids)
Molecular function (GO): monooxygenase activity; iron ion binding; oxidoreductase activity, acting on paired donors, with incorporation or reduction of molecular oxygen
Source: RefSeq, a predicted model, not a curated record
AUGAUCGAGCAAGCGAAGCAACACUUUCUAGAUUUCAUAGAAAAGAACCCGACUGUUCUGGCUUUCGGCCUCGUCACGCUGUCAGGUGCUGCCUUCUUCGUCGCAAUCGCAGAAUACUUCAAGCCAGUCGGCAAGCGGAAGCUGAAGGAUGGCAGAAAGUCUCAUCUUCCUCCUGGGCCACGCGGCUUGCCUAUCCUUGGUUCACUGCACCUUCUGAAAGAUGCACGACAUGACCCAUAUCACAAACUGCUUCUCGACUUAGCCAAAUACGGUGAAAUGACAACUGUUCAUGUAGGGUCUAAGACCUGGAUCUUCCUCAACAGCCAUCGCGUGGUAUCAGAAAUCAUUGCCAAAAGAGGCAGCGUGACGAAUACUCGAUCUCCCAUGCCCAUCUCCAGCGGCAUCGUCAGCCAUGAUGGCCGUUCUCUCAUCCUACCCCAGGAAGCCUGGGCCGAGCGACGGCGAGUCAUGCACAGUCUUCUUAGCGGCAGUGCCCUCAAACAAUAUGGCGAGUGGCAGGAGCUCGAAAGCACGCAGCUGAUGGCCGAAUACUUGUUCAAGCCGCAUCUCUGGUAUAAACACCAUUAUCGAUACGCAAAUUCGGUCAUCCAUCGCAUUGCCCUCGGCGAACGCCUCAGUAAAUCAACACAGGAACUAGCAGACCUCCAAAAUUGCGUCACCUUCUUCGUCGGCAGCAUCGGAUCCAGCGUGAUCGACUGGUUCCCCGACCUCGCCAAGCUACCCAAGUUCAUGCAGUUCUGGCGCCCUCAUUGGGAAGCUCUGGCGGAGUGGAACUACAAUGUCUACAUGUCGUGGUGGGCGCCCGCGAGGAAACAAGUCGACGAGGGAACUGCGCCGCCUUCGUUCAUUAGGGACGUGCUUUUGCACAGCGAUACCAAGUACAAAGGCAACGACGAGGACUGCAUGUACCUCGCCAUGCAGCUGAUCGAGGCGGGGAGCGACACCACUCGAGAGGCUCUCAACAUCAUGGUGAUGGCAAGCCUCGAAUAUCCAGAGCCGUUCAGGAAAGCGAGACUCGAGAUUGACCAACUUUGCGGCACGGGGGAAAACGCACGUCUGCCAGUCCUCACUGACAUGGAUGAUUUACGCUACAUCUGCGCAAUAGCGAAGGAGGUCUUGCGCUGGAGGCCCAUUUUCAUCCUUACCCCGGAUCACGUUGCAUCCCGCGACUUUGAGUUCGAGGGCUACAGAUUUCCUGCCGGUACUGGGUUUGUCAUUAACGAAGUUCCUGUGGGAAACGAGUGUGAGAAUCCCGAGGUCUUCUACCCAGAGCGAUGGAUGGAUGGCCAUGAAACGGAUAUCGCCCAUGGGCUGUGGCAGUUUGGGGGAGGCCGUCGAAUCUGCGUUGGUUACCGUCUGGCGCAGAGAAGCCUCUUUAUCAACAUCGCCAGACUCGUCCAAUGCGUUGACUUUAAACCCGACGGUCCUUACAACUCAAAGAUUCUCAAUCAGGAAUCGACAGAUGAACCAUUCCCUGUCAAGGCCACCAUCCGGAGCAAGCACUACGAGAAUCUAAUUGUGCGGGAGGCUACAAAAGCCGGCGUCUUGGGGGACGCCCAUCAUAUUUUGGAGCAAGUUGCAUACAUCUUCGCAGCCUGCAGCCUUCUCCUCUCCGCGAACGACAUCCUCAACCAACAGUUCCACAACAACUGGACAAGCAAUGCUGGCUGGAAUUGGGACAAGGAAAUUGUUAUCAUAACGGGAGGAAGCAGCGGUAUUGGUGCCACACUUGCUCAGGAACUCUAUGCUCGAAAUCCCAAAACGCGAAUUGUCGUCAUCGAUUACGUGCCUUUAACUUGGGAGCCAGAGAAAGGAUCCCCGGUCAGCUACUAUCAGUGCGACUUAAGCAACUCGUCUAACAUCCAGGCCGUAUGCAACAAGAUUCGGCAACAAGUCGGGCACCCUACAGUCUUGGUUAACAAUGCAGGCAUCUGUCGUGGAGUCACUGUCUGCGAUGGUGCUUAUGGCGAUGUGGAGUCGACUAUACGGACAAACCUCAUCGCGCCGUUUUUGUUAGCUAAGGAAUUCCUGCCUUGGAUGAUCCAGCACGACCAUGGCCACAUCGUUAACAUUAGCUCGAUGAGCGCACUUCUCCCUCCGAGCAAGGUGGCAGACUAUGCGGCGACGAAGGCCGGCUUGGUAGCGCUACAUGAAGCACUGCAAUUGGAAUUGAAAUACGCACACGACGCACCUCGGGUGAGGCUAUCGUUGGCUAUAUUCAGCUUCAUCAAGACGCCUUUGUUCAGGGGAGAAACCAGGCAAUCGCACUUCUUCUUCCCAUUGCUCGACGUACGCACCGUUGCCGAGUCACUGGUUGAUGUGCUUUAUGGUGGGUAUGGCAAAACCAUCUAUAUGCCCGGAAUCAUGCGAUAUGUCGCCAUCAUGGUAAUGCUAUUGCCCCUGCUUAGCCCCCAACUGCCCGAGAUAUAA